UCAUUUACCCAGCGAUCCAUAUAUUUUUAAUCAAUGUAACAGAAGUAAACGAAAGUUAUCCUUACACCAGAUAUCCUAACCACAUAGUUUAUCAUAACUUGUUUCUAAACCAAUUAAUCUAGUAGAUUAACCGCUAUAUUGGAUUACUUUUCAGGCAUAAAAUAAAAUUAUCUUUAAAUCUUCUCGUAUUAGUUCUCUGAAGGAAAUCUAUUUGGUGUUGUCGUUGCUUGAAACAAAUUUCUUACGAACUAUUUUGUUCAUCGCGGAAGGAUUCCGUUUGCCACGUAUUAAAAAGGUAAAAGCGCUGCUAGCACCGGCUUAUUCAAAUUUUGUUUCCCAGAGGAGACGGACGCAUCUUGAUUAAAGAAAUAUGGAGAGUAUUAAACCACAAUUGGAGAAAUAUGGGCAAGAACAUCUUGUUAAGUUCUGGAAUGAACUAAGCAAAGCUGAACAAAACAGCUAUCUAGAAGAACUGAAGAAAUUGAACUUGGAAGAAAUCACAGGCUACUUUAAAAAUGCCCAGGAAACUCUGAAAGCAGCCUGCAACAAGAUUGAUGAUCUUCUACAGCCUCUGCCUUCAGAUGUCUAUGGGAGUUUUCAGAACUCAUCACCAGAACAGUUAGCCAAAUACUAUGAAAAAGGAUUAAAAUUGAUUGCUGAGAACAAAUUGUGUGUGCUGUUGCUGGCUGGUGGUCAAGGGACAAGACUUGGUGUGAAAUAUCCAAAAGGAAUGUAUAAUGUUGGAUUGCCAUCUGGAAAGACUCUUUACCAAUUACAAGCAGAACGCAUUCUUAAACUACAAAAAUUAGCUGGCAACAACUGCAGCAUCCCAUGGUACAUCAUGACCAGUGACCACACGAAAGAAAGCACAGAACUGUUCUUUGAGAAACAUGGCUAUUUUGGUCUGAAGAAGGAGAAUGUUGUGAUCUUUCAGCAGUUCUUGCUUCCAUGUUUGACAUUUGGUGGCAAAAUAAUCAACAAUGCUAAAAACGGUUUAGCAAUGGCACCAGAUGGUAAUGGUGGACUGUACAAGGCCCUCAGAGAACAUGGGGUAUUACAAAACAUGAAAUCCAGGGGCAUACAAUAUAUACAUGCAUACUGUGUGGACAAUAUAUUAGUGAAGAUGGCUGACCCUAUAUUUAUGGCUUAUUGUGUUGACAAAAAGGCUGAUUGUGGAGCCAAGGUCGUGAAGAAGGCUUUUCCUACUGAACCAGUGGGUGUCGUCUGUAAAGUUGAUGGAAAAUUCCAAGUUGUGGAAUAUAGUGAAAUAACAACAUCGACAGCGGAGAAACAGGACAAAAAUGGACAACUGCUCUUCAAUGCCGGAAAUAUUUGUAAUCAUUUCUUUACUUUAGGUUUUCUGGAUGCUGUUUGUAAUGAAAAUGAAUCUGAACUGAAACAUCACAUAGCCAAAAAGAAGAUUGGUUUUAUUGAUGAGAAGGGAGAAUUUGUACAACCAUCAGAACCAAAUGGAAUCAAAAUGGAAAAAUUCGUUUUUGAUGUCUUUAAGUUUUCCAAAAACUUUGCUGUUUGGGAGGUUGUCCGUGAGGAUGAAUUUUCCCCAUUGAAGAAUGCUGAUGGAAAACCAAAAGACACACCUACAACUUGUCGAUUGGCGCUACAGAACUUACAUUGCCGUUACAUAGUGAACGCUGGUGGAACAGUGAAACUACCUGAUGGUUCUUCAUUUUGCGAAAAUGAUGAUAUUCAGAACACACCUGUCUGUGAGAUAUCACCUUUAGUAUCAUAUGCUGGUGAGGGUUUGGAAAAGCUCGUCAGAAACAAAACAUUUGCUGUACCUGUCACUUUGACAGAGGAUUCUAUGAAUGGAAUUUAAUUUGUACAACUAAAUUUCACUUUUCUUCAAUUCUUCUUGGUCAUUCCUCACAGAAUUAUUUUUGUUAUCCAUUGGUAACAACUAUAAUGGUCAUAAAUUGGGAACAAUAUAUUAAGAAACUAAACUGAAAUGAACAGACUGCUUAUAUAUAUUUUAUUUAUUCUUGUAUAACUGUUGCUUAUCUGAAUUAUUUCAGGGGUUUUCCUUUUCUAUAAAUGUUUGGUUUGGUUUUUUGUUUUUCCUUCAAUAUAAAUGACUGUCAAGUCGUGUAUAUUUUUUUAAAUAAAAACAAUUUUUACUUCCAA
Molecule: messenger RNA, 2142 nt
Organism: Octopus sinensis (East Asian common octopus)
Lineage: Eukaryota; Metazoa; Mollusca; Cephalopoda; Octopoda; Octopodidae
Product: UDP-N-acetylhexosamine pyrophosphorylase
Exons: 10
Coding region: 371-1837 (488 amino acids)
Biological process (GO): UDP-N-acetylglucosamine biosynthetic process
Molecular function (GO): UDP-N-acetylglucosamine diphosphorylase activity
Source: RefSeq, a predicted model, not a curated record